CGAGUCGCCAUUUUGGUUGGAAGAGAAGGAGAAACGAGCAAGGCAAAAGCGUAGCCCAACACAAGAAGGUUCGCAGACUUGGAAAUCUGACUUUGAGAAUUUCUUAACCGAGACUCAAAAAGCGUUUGGUGUCGUGAAAUUGUCUUCAGAAAACAUUUUUGAGAAGAACCGCGUCGUGACGAUCAACAGCGCAAAGUUCCCAAGUUUCCGUAACGUGCAUUUAUUUUCAAAUUUCGGGCGAGAAUCCUGCGAUCAAAUCGCGGUCGUGCGUGAAGCGUUCCCGUGACGUGAAGAACGCAGUGUAAAUUAAGAGGGAACCCUUUCGCCGCCACCGGGAGAUUAUUUUAUGUUUUCCACGAGCUGAUUUUAUGGUGACUUAGCUAAGCGAGCAAAAUGAGGGAAGUGAAAUCUGUUAAAGUCGACAACUGGGGAGUGUUCUUCCUGCAGAAAUUGCAAAAUUUCUUUAACAAGACAGACUAUUGCGAUCUGACAUUGCAAUUCAACGACAAUUCGCAACUGAAGGUGCAUCGUUUGGUCUUAAGUGCAUGUACCGAUUAUUUCAAUGCACUUGAACAAACAUGUGAUGUUAUCGACGAUAUAGUCAUCAUGCCACCGGGUCUUCAGGCCGAUGUCAUUGUCCCCAUAGUUAAUUUCAUGUAUACAGGGACUUUGGAAUUCGAGAUUGACAUGUAUGGACGUCUCCUGAAAACCGCUCGGGACAUGAAUAUGACAGUUCUCUUGAAAUUAUUGGAAGCUCAUAAACGUACGGUGGACACCUCGCGAUCUCAGGCUCCGAAGCGUGCACCGAGAAGUUUUCCAAUCAGGCGGCCAGCUCCACCACCACAACCAAUGCGAGUUGCUAGGACUUACUUGACGCAAUCAACGGCUGGAGACCGUAGAGUAGUACCUGUCAGCUCACAUCAAUUGAAAACUCUUCAAAUCAAACCUGUCACGCCAUCGACCUCUUAUUAUACUCCGGGAGUCGCAGAACCAGCUACUCUAGUGGCAAAAUAUGCACACAGCAGAACUCCCGUAAAAGGGCCAUCUCGAUUCGAAUGCAGUGAUGAGACGACUUUACCGCCCGAUUCAUUUGAACAGUUUGACUCAAUCUCUUACGAAAGUAAGCCCCUUAUAACUGCCAACCAAGCCUGUAAAGACGACAUUGAGGAUUAUGAUAACAUGAUUCCUACUCACGAUACCAGCUCAACGUUUGAACAGCUAAGGAAGAGCUACACCGGCAUCAAGCGACCUUUAACCUCAGUUUCUUCACUUGAUUCGCCACCAGAAAAGAAACCAAAUAUCCAAGACGUAAAAGAGUAUGCGGAGCAGCAACGGAUGCGAAAACAAAUAACCGCCGAAUAUGAUGAUGAUAACGAAUAUGACGAUACCUUGGAUGAUGAAUUCCAUCAUGACGAUGACGAUGAAGAUUACGUUCCACCUGCGAACGUUCAAAGAGCUUUGAAAAAAGCACCUGCUCCUGCAGCCGUUAAAAUAGAGAAGGAUCAAAAGCCAACUAUUGUCGUGAAGGAUACAGUUGGAUCAAACGUGAAUCAUGCCAAAAUCAUAAGUGAAGUGUUGAAAAAGUAUCCCCAUCUGGUGAAAAACAACAAAAACAUAAAACUGAAAAUCAUGGCGAAAUCUUCAACAUCACCUAAUCAACAACAAAGCAUUGUCAUCAAGCAGGAACCAGACACGCAGCAGUCCACUAACACGGAGGGACAAACUGUUUCUCAACGACAACCAUACGGCGUCACAAUUUCAAAAACAGUAAACACUCAAAUUUCACCACAGAAAUCAUCAACAUCGCUGCUAAUUCAGCGAACACCCCAAACACAAGCUCCAGCUACUGCAUCUGCCCAAUCUCAACAGCAGCCACCCCAACCCAGGUCCACGUCCGCCGUAAUUGCAACCCAAAAGAUUCCAGUUGCAACGAAUCCAGCACCACGUCGAAUCGACAGUAAAACAAUGCAUUCGCUCAUAGCAAUGGGUGCGGAGAACACGACAGGUCCAUGGCUAUGCUUAAGAUGCGGUGUGAAUGGUCGACCAAUAAGUAUCCCAUCAUAUCGCGGUUUCCGUCGCCAUCUGGUUAACACACACAAAGAGAAAAUUGACGCACGCCUUUGUGAACACUGCGGAUGGCGUUCUCGCAAUGAUACCGAACUACAUCACCAUUUGAGAGUGCAACAUGAUAUAGAACCUCCAGUGGGUUACGAUUUCCCAGUGUGCUCUUACUGUCCAUCAAUCUUCCUAGAUAAAGCUAGUUUCGAACAGCAUUUGAAGGAUGAGCAUGCGGACAAAGCUUAUCAACAGCAAUGCAUGUACUGCGACGAAGUAUUCAAAGAUGAGAAUGAGCUCUUCACUCAUAUGCAAACUCAGCAUAAAUCGCAAGCUCAGAAAGAUGGACUUAUUGAUUACACAGACGACGAGGAGAGCACAUUUUAUAGUUCUGAACAAAAUGAUGAUAAGAUCAAGAUUCUUUCAAAUAUUACAAUAUCUCCACAGCCAGGAAUUAAGGAAGCAGCAAGUAAACUAGGCACCGAAGCAUUAAGUACAGUGGCUACUGGAAUAGCAGCAAGCCUUGGACUAAUCGAUUCCGCGGACAGCCAAGAGAUUCAAUAUUUAGAAGAAACGGAUUUCAUCAGUACAAGCACAUCUUCUCAAGAGCCGAAAUUUGUAAAUGCUGAUGGACAAAUCAUGGAGUUAACACCCGAACAACGUGACGAAAUCAUAUCGCAGCUUGGGAGUCAACCACAAGGAGGUGUAGUGAUGGUGUUGAAUCAAGAAUCUUUCACUAGUGGCACGGAUGCCGAUGGGGAUGCUGAAGAAUUGCGGAAAGAUGAAACCGAAGAACCAGUCGAUGAAAGCUUGCUUGCUGCAUACGAUGGUGAAGCGAAACCCUGUAAUGAGGAAGAAAAGCCAACCGCUGAAAGCGCAGAACAAAUGGAUUGGCAAGAUGAGUUGCCAGCAUCUAGCGAAGAAACACAAGAAAAAGCCAAGGAAGAUGAAUCCAUUGAACCUGAAGGAGAAAAUGGAAAAAUUGAAAACGAUGUAGAAGUGAAAAACAAAACUGUUGACGAAGUAGAGAAGCAGCCGGAAAAGACCGAUGAGCCUGAAGAGAAGAAAGAAGAUGACAACGAGAAGAUAGAAAAAGCAAAAGAAAAGCUAAAACUUCUUGCUGGCGAUUGGAGUGACGAUGAGGAAGAUGAGAACGAAGAGAAUCCAGAUAAAGAAGAAGAGAAAAAGUCGACGGAACCUGCUCCAAACGUAACAAAGGAAGAUAACAAAAGUGACAAAGAGAAACCGGCAGAUGACGAACAUGAAGUAAUUUUCGAAACGGUAACAGCUGCAUGUAAACCCACCACCGAAGCAAGCGUUGCAUCUGAGGUUCCAAAGGAAAAUGUAGAUAAGGCUGCCGAAGAUGCGGUAAUCCACGAAAAUUCAGAAGACACAAUUGAGCCGGAAGGAAAAACUGAGCCAAAAGAACAGGAGGCCGCACGUGAAGAAGAAGAAGAGGCCAACAAAGCAUCAAAGAGUACAACAAAAUCUAACCAAAAAGACAAAGCUAACUCUGAAAAUGAGACAAAAAAAUCUGGGUCGCCUGAAGACAUAACUGAAUCCGAUAAGAAGGAAACUGAAGAGGAGUUAGAGACAGAAAAGAAAGCGGAGAAAGAUGACGAUGGAAAGAAAAAGGAAGAAGCCGGUGGCGAUCAUAUUCGCACUCUCAUAAGUGAGUGGGGCGACGACGAGGAAGACGAAGAUUUGUAAAAAAAAUAUUCGAAGAGUCUUAUAUAUUUCUACAUGCAAGAGUAGUUAUAGUUUUCAUUAGCCUAUAAGAUAUAAUCAAUCAAGUUCCCUGAAAGGAAUCGAAUUGCACAUACAUACAUGAGUUAUAUGCGUAAGGCAGGAAAGUUGAAAGUUAAAUUGUAUAAGUUUAAAGCAGAUUCGUUACAGAAUGGUGUUAACCCGAUUAAAUAUUGGCAAGUUAAAAAUAUAUAGCGAUUUGUUCUUAGAAGGCCAUAGAUCUUUUUUAUUUAUUCCUCACUUCUUUUUGCAUAACUUCUUCAGUAUAUUUUAAUCAAAAUGAACAUUUGGAAAUUAUUUCAAGUAGUAAAUUGAUGUCCUCAGGACACAAAACAAUAGAAAAUGUAAUAAAGAAUACAUCCCAAUGCA
Hermetia illucens (black soldier fly) is the source of this 4170-nucleotide messenger RNA. It is a transcript of the gene Cp190, whose product is annotated as centrosome-associated zinc finger protein CP190. Gene Ontology annotation, biological process: regulation of transcription by RNA polymerase II. The transcript has 5 exons. Gene Ontology annotation, cellular component: nucleus. Bases 394 to 3765 code for a protein of 1123 amino acids. Gene Ontology annotation, molecular function: protein binding; RNA polymerase II cis-regulatory region sequence-specific DNA binding; DNA-binding transcription factor activity, RNA polymerase II-specific. The record is from RefSeq and is a predicted model, not a curated record. Lineage: Eukaryota; Metazoa; Arthropoda; Insecta; Diptera; Stratiomyidae.